CAGAGACGCCAGAGACACCAGGGCCAAAAAGGCGCCCCAGGAAAGCGCAGAGACCGCCAGAACCACCGAGGGGGCUGCCCCAACACAACGCGCAGCAGGCAUGUCCUACCACCACCUCGACGACGCGUCGGCGCUGUCCACAAGAGGGAGUCUCAUCCUGCCCAACAUAAACGAAAGGCGCGCCAUGCUCGACUCGCCGCGAUGGGCUUUGACGAGGAGAAAACUCGCCCGGGGCGCUUUUGUGAUUGACCAGAAGGAGCUCAGGCAGCUCGCGACGGGCGCCGACUUGGACCCGAAGGCUUUCGCCAAGCAGAUGCGUUCUCUGAACGUGAAGCUGAAUGCGAAGGAGCUCGGCAUGUUGUUCUGCGCCUUCGACAACGACGGCGACGGGACCGUCGCUGCGAAGGAGUUCGCCAAACACCUGUCUGACGUGAAAACGGAAGAGAAGACGAAACGGGAACGAUUGGCAAGGGAGGACAACUCCUACUUCCUGGAGCGGAAGUUGGAACGGGAAGCUGCCGUUGUUGCUAAACAUCGGAAGCAGGCGCAGGUCGCUGUAGCUGCGACGUGGAGUGAUGAGGACCGCGACCGGGGUCUGCGGAAGUUGGAGGCCGCGGCUGGUGCCUGGGCGCCGCCACCCAAAGGUCCUGCACUAACUCCUUUCUCGGAGGGCGGGCCCCUGACUCCCUCAUCCUUCUGGCAGCAAUUACGCGUGGUUUUCAACGUGCAACUCGACCCGUCGGAACUCGCGGCGGUCAUGGCCUUCUUCGCCAAUGAAGACGGGUUAGUUGAUGGUGGGGAAUUUGCUUCGAGGUUCUUCCGGUUGAGUGCUGAAUUAAGAUCAGCGCGCUUCGACGAGGAACGGCGAUCGCGGGAGCAGCGGCAACGACGGCAACGGGACGUCGAGGAGGCGAUCCAUGAAAGGUUCUUCGCGAGGGACGAAGAGGCUUUGUUGGAGGACUACACGGAGGACGACGAGGCGUCUGCGUUGGGCAAGUUGGCAAAGAUCGCGCGAGGGGCUCUGAGAGGCGCGGCCGCACCAGACUUAAACCCCUUCAAGAAGGGGUCGAACAUGGACGCUACCACUCUCAAACACUUCCUGAAAGUCUGUUUACGGAUCACGCUCACACCGGCGGAGUUAGCUGCGUUGAUGGGUGUGUUAGAUCGCCACGGCGACGGCCUCGUCGACGGCGCGGAAUUUCUGACUUGCUUCCACAAGAUUGUCAGGAUUGAACACAGAAGACGACGAGAAGAAGAAGGCAUGGCUCGUCAACGCAAGCAGGAGUCCGAAGAAAGACUACUGCGAAGAAUAAGGGACAAGGCCGAGAAAGUGAACGCGAUAAACGUCUCCUGGCCGUCGAUCGAGGAGGUCGAGGAGUACGCGACACGGAGCGCCGUCUGCAAGGUGUCGUCGGAUGUGGCGGGGUUCUUGGAUGAGCUCGACGCGGAGUGGCCCGAGGACUCUGUCAAGCGGAAGCGGAAGACCGUGCGUCGAAAAAGACGGACGCGCGGGACGGUCCGCGAGCAGCGGUCGACGCAGUCAUGAGUAAGGUUGAGAUUCCUAGUUCCUGUUGCUUUGCUUAGAGCUAGGCCGCCUAGCCACCAGCGGGUCAUCUGAGUGACCGCACGCCGCGUUCCAGUCGUCGACGGCGCCCGAGUCGUGAGACGGGCGCCAGCAUCCACGCCAUCGAGCAGACGUAUCAUACCGACGUCUCCUUGAGGAGCUCCUCCUCGACCUCGAGCCGCCUCCG
Molecule: messenger RNA, 1751 nt
Organism: Pelagomonas calceolata
Lineage: Eukaryota; Pelagophyceae; Pelagomonadales; Pelagomonadaceae
Source: the annotation of a GenBank genome assembly